Molecule: messenger RNA, 3423 nt
Organism: Oncorhynchus keta (chum salmon)
Lineage: Eukaryota; Metazoa; Chordata; Actinopteri; Salmoniformes; Salmonidae
Product: repressor of RNA polymerase III transcription MAF1 homolog
Exons: 7
Coding region: 814-1554 (246 amino acids)
Biological process (GO): negative regulation of transcription by RNA polymerase III
Cellular component (GO): nucleus
Molecular function (GO): RNA polymerase III core binding
Source: RefSeq, a predicted model, not a curated record
GGAACUGGCCUUGGAGAGAAGAAGGAAGUGCAGUUACAUUGAGGAAGGAUCAAAACAUCAAAACUGGGUUGCCGUUUUUACAGACAAAUUCAGGUGCAUAGCGAAGGCGAAAGGCUUCGAGAAGCCUGGGAUUUCUCUUCAAAUUCUGAUACAAAAGCUGGGAUGAAGAACUGUCUAUCUAAUUUCAGUUUAUUUAAUGGCAGAUAUUGGAAAUUUCACAGUAAAAAGGAAGACAUUUUUAUCAGACAUAUAAGUGCCAUAAGCCCUCGACAAAGAUCUUUACAUCAUCCGUAAAUGAAUCAUGCAAUAUUGAAUUUAAAGUUUGUGAUUGAAAUUGAUUACUUUGGUAUUGCAUUGAGUGAGCGCCAGAUACAACAGACUGUUUUGUGCGCGGGAGCUGAGGAUCUCCACGACCAGUUAGCUCUGUGGUCGGAGGUAUUUAAAUUCAAGGCAAUCAUUGUUAUUGCACGAAAUGUUUCCAGCUGGAUUACAAUAAGGCCUGAAAAGUUUGUGUGUUCGCUGUUUUUGAACGACACAUUUGACCGAGUUUAUUUGAUGUGGGCCAGUGCAUAGUUAAUUGUUAGGUUAGUUAAAUUCGUACAACCAUUGUUGCAUAUCUAACUAACGUGUAAGACAGAGGAUUGCGAAAAAGACAGUGUCAUUUUGUUUAUCAGAAUUGGCUACAUGACCUCCUGGUGGUGGCAGAUUGUAGCCUUUUACGGUCGUCUCUAAGCCUAGGGGCUAGAUAGGGAAUGAGUAUAUUUAUUUUAAACACUUAAUAUUUUGCGUGAUAAAAAUAAAUAAACUGUCAAGAUGAAACUCCUGGAGAAUUCUAGUUUUGAAGCCAUAAACACCAGACUCACCAUUGAAACGGGGGACUGUCAGAUAAUAGGAAGGAUCGAGAGCUACUCUUGCAAGAUGGCAGGCGAGGACAAGCAGAUGUUCAAGCAGUUCUGUCAGGAGGGACUGCCUCAUGUCCUGGAAGCCCUGUCCCCUCCACAGUCAUUAGGAAUAAGCCCCAACAAGUUGAGCCAGAGUCAGAGUGGAGACGAGGGGGAAGGGCCUCUCUCUGACAAGUGCAGCAGGAAGACCCUCUUUUACCUGAUCGCCACCCUCAACGAAUCCUUCCGCCCCGACUAUGACUUCAGCCGCACCAAGAGCCACGACUUUAGCAGAGAGCCCAGCGUUAACUGGGUGUUCAACGCGGUGAACAGUAGUCUGUCGGCGGCGGCUGGGGAGGAUUAUAGUCUGCUUCAGCCCCAGCUGUGGGAGGCCAUCGAUGCUGAGAUCUGCCUGUCCGAGUGUGACAUCUACAGCUACAACCCAGACCUGGACUCUGACCCGUACGGAGAGGAGGGCAACAUGUGGUCCUUCAACUACUUCUUCUACAACACGAGGCUGAAGAGGAUCGUCUUCUUCACGUGCCGCUCGGUCAGUUUAUUCAUGGCCCCACGGGACUCUGGCAUUGACAACGAACUGGACCUGGAGCUGGAUGAAGAUUGUUAUGAGAACAUGGAUGAAGAGAGCAGGUAUGGUGCCCUGUGUGCCCAAUGAAGUCCCAGUCUCAUACAGGACCAGACAGUAUACUGGAUGUCUGUCUGUACCCACAUCACCAUUUCUUAAACAACUCAUCUUAAACUCAUCAUAUUUCAUGUUGGGAUUAUACUUCUGUUUUUUUUUCUUCUGACUAUGUGUGGUGAACCUCGCUGUAUUUUACUGCGGAAAUCAGACUAUGAGCUUGGAGAUCUGUUACUCAUGUUCAGAUGAGGAUUAUUCCCAUUUAUUUGUGUUUAUCAUUUUUAAUUUUCCAUCGCUACGUUCUCCUUACCUUGAUUAUCAGAAGCAAAAGCUUUGUUUGGUGUGUUUAAGAGCGUCUGCUAAAUGACUUAAAUGUAAAUGUAAAUGUAUUGGAGCAUGUCCUGGCACUCAUUAAUUUGCAACAUAUUUCAUAUUCUCUUUGCUGGUUUUGAUAAUGCAUUAAUUAAGCAAAGUUUUAGAUUUUAUUAUGUUUUUCAAGCUUUACCAUUCCAAAGUGUGAGCUGUUCUCAUACCAAAUUGGCACUCAAGGUUUAUGUAUAGGACCAUUCUCUGACUGCAUGCUUGAGCACAUGUUUGAACACCAGGGGGCAGACUCAAUUUAGGUUUCCUCCACCAAUACUGUCACUUCAAUCUCAGCUGAUGGAAAAGUCAUAUAACAGCUUGAAUCAGUCUGCCUCUUGGUGAUGUUCUACCUUUCAUACCAAUGCUACUCAAGCCUACAAUUGUUUAUUUGUUUUUAUUUAGCGACAAGUGCAGUCUAUAGUUUUAUGGGUCAAGCCAGCAAAUACGAUUCUGCUGUAUCUGUUCCAAAAGCACUCGAGAAUCAAGACUAGAUUCUGAAUUCCAUCGUGUGUUUUAAGGACUUAUGUGACUUCUCAUAUGUAGUACAAACUCUGCUUGUAGAGUAUACUGUUUGAAUUUACAUAUAUUGCAUUUUAAGAUAACUUAAAGCCUUUUUUAUUGCUUUAGUUGAAGCAUUUUUUUGUGUGUGUUUAGUUAGAGCAGUGCCCCCUGUGUGUGGCAUUUUUAAAUGUAAUUUUAGACAGUCUCAAGACAAAUCUAAAGUCUGAUUUAUAAUUUCCACUGCAAAAACUCCCUGUAGAGAUCAGUGAUGCCUAUGGUCCAACUUUCCUGAUCAAAUGAAGCAUGUACUGAAUAUACAAUAAUGCAUUUGUGACUAAUGGGUGGACUGAAGAGCAAGGAUACCUAUUUAGGCUCAGUAGUGAGUGGUUGGUUAGUCGAAUUUCAAUGGUCACAGCUCCUGUAUCAGUAUUUUGGUUGUCUUAUUGACUACCAGCUGGACAGUGUUGCUGUAUGUGGCAUACGUCUUGCUCUUGCCCGGUUUUGUAUAAGUAAAAUGUGAAAGACUCAUAUCCUUCGUACAUUAGGUACAAAAUGGUAGAAUGAUACAGUAGGUAUUGUAAAGUUUCAUCUAUUCCGUUCUAUGUGAUGUAUAUCUAUCUGCCUCUAGUGACAUUGAAACCACAAACCUAUUCCUGAAUUUGAUUUCAAAUGUCAACAACAUCCAAAGUUAUCAGCAUAUUGACAAACACUUUGUGCAGGCAGACAUGUCUACAGUACACAUUUUCUUGUUGAUUAUCUUUGUCGACAGAGCAGCUGUUUUAGACUUUCAACACUGAUUUGUGUGGAAAUUAGGUGGUUGUCAUGGCAAGGACAUGCAAGCUUAUUGCCUCCGACUUCCGGAUGAUAUGGUCCAAUUACAUACUAAGAAGCGAGAUAAUAUUGUUGCAUCAUUGGCACAUUUAUUUUAGUCUUGUGCUAUUGACUGGCAGCUUACAAGACCUCAUACUUGUGGUUUUAUUUCACUAAACUUGUAUCCAUUUGAUUUGUCACCAUGUAUAAUAAAGGUCUUGACUAAAACUG